AUGUCUACAAUUACAUUUGUUACUGGUAAUGCUAAUAAAUUAAAAGAAGUAAUUGCAAUUUUGGCCACUUCGGGAACUGACUCGUCGUCUUCCUCUUCUUCAGAAUCUAGUAAUAAAGUUGGCAAGUUCACCAUUACUAAUCAAUCAGUCGAUCUUGAUGAAGUUCAAGGAACAAUUGAACAAGUAACUAUUCAUAAAGCUCAAGCUGCUGCUAAAGUGAUUAAUGGACCAGUAUUGGUUGAAGAUACAUGUCUUGGAUUCAAUGCAUAUAAUGAUUUACCAGGACCAUAUAUCAAAUGGUUUGUUCAAUCAAUUGGAUUAAGUGGAUUAGUAAAGAUGUUGAUUGGAUUUGAAGAUAAACUGGCUAAAGCUAUUUGUACAUUUGGAUAUUGUGAAGGACCUGGUAAUGAAGUUAAGAUUUUCCAAGGUAUUACUAAAGGUAAAAUUGUGGAAAGUAGAGGACCCACUAAUUUUGGAUGGGAUUCAGUUUUCCAACCUAAUGGAUUUGAACAAACAUAUGCUGAAAUGGAUAAAAAAGUGAAGAAUUCAAUUAGUCAUAGAUAUAAAGCAUUAGAUAAAGUUAGAGAUUAUUUAUUAUCCCAAUAA
Messenger RNA from Candida dubliniensis CD36, 606 nucleotides. It is a transcript of the gene HAM1, whose product is annotated as nucleoside triphosphate pyrophosphohydrolase. Gene Ontology annotation, cellular component: cytoplasm. Lineage: Eukaryota; Fungi; Ascomycota; Pichiomycetes; Serinales; Debaryomycetaceae. Bases 1 to 606 code for a protein of 201 amino acids. The transcript has a single exon. The record is from RefSeq and is a predicted model, not a curated record. Gene Ontology annotation, biological process: nucleoside triphosphate catabolic process. Gene Ontology annotation, molecular function: nucleoside triphosphate diphosphatase activity.